AUGGGCGGUCACUUAUCGCAUCUCAAACCUGAGCAACAUUCUGAAAUUCUCGAAACUUCGGCUGGUCCAAUUAAGGGCAAUGAGUAUAGACAUGUGAGUUUUGGGAAGUUUUUUAAGGUCCUUAAGGUUGUUCUGGACAUUUUUAGGGUCAUUGAGGUUCUUAGAAGCAUUUUUAAGGAUCUUAGGGUUGUUUGGACCAAUGUGAGUUAAGACAUGUGAGUUAAGAACAUUUUUAAGGCUUUUAAGGUUGUUCGGAACAUUUUAAAGGAUCUUAGGGUUGUUCGGAACAUUUUUAGGGCUCUUAAAAUUUAUUAAGAAAUUUUAUGGUAAUUUAAGGUGCUUAAGGUUAUUCAGAACAUUCUUAAGGUAUCCGAUGCUCUUAAGGUUUUUAAAAAAGAUUUUUAAGGUCCUUAAGAGCAUUUUAAAGACUCUUAAGGUUACUUAAACAAUUUUGAGAAUCCCCCCAAAGUUUAAAAUACAUUUUUAAGGUGAUUAAGAUUAAGGUUCAAUUCCAGGACUCUGGAAAAAUCGUCGUCGACGGCUACCUCGGAAUCCCCUAUGCAAAUCCGGUGCGCAAAUUCCAAAAAGCCCAAAUGGCCGAUUUGUGGUUGGAGCCGCGAGAUUGCACAAAAUACGGACCGAUUUGCUCACAAUUUGGCACAUUUUCCGAGAUGGAAAUGGUUCAGAAACAAUUUGAGAAGUUCGAGGUUGACGAUGAGAAAUGUUUGAAUUUGAAUGUUUUUGCACCGCGGUGGAAGAGUGAGGAAUUUGUGAGUUUGCGGGGGGCUUUAUGGGGCUCGGGGAGCCUUUUUGGGGCUUUGGAAGCCUUUCGGGGGCUCGGGAAGCCUUUUUGGGGCUCGGGAAGCCUUUUUGGGGCUCGGGGAGCCUUUUUCGGGCUCGGGGAGCCUUUCUGGGGCUCAGAAAGCGUUCUGGUCUACCAACUUCAAUUCCAGGCCAAAUCGGGCCGUCCGGUCAUGGUUUUCAUCCACGGCGGAGCGUUCGAAUGCGGAACAUCCGCCAGCUUCGACGAUUAUUCGCUUUCCGCGUCGCUUCCGCUCCGCGACAUUAUUCUGGUGACCAUUAAUUAUCGCGUGGGACUUUUUGGAUUUUUGACGGAUGGGUCGAAAAAGUAUCCGGGUUGGUUGAAUUAGCAUUGGAGGGCACUUGCAAAAAAUUUUGAAAAUUUGAAUUUUUGUUAAUUUUUCCCAGUUAUCAUUAGAGCGCACAUGCUAUUUUAAUGGAAAAGUUUGAAUUUUUGAUAUUCUCAUCAGAGCGCACUUGAACAAAUUUUGAACAUUCAAAUUUUUGUUAAUUUUUCCAAGUUAUCAUUAGAGCGUACAUGCUUUUUUUCGAUAGAAAAUUUUGAAUUUUUUGAGAUUAUCAUUAGAGCGCACUUGAAAAAACAUCUGAAAAUUUGAAAUUUUGACAAUUUUUCCAAGUUAUCAAUAGAGCGCAAUUGCCAUUUUGAAAGAAAUUUCUGAAAAUUUUUCUGAAAAAAUUUCUGAAAAUUCAAAUUUUUGUCACAUUUUCUGGAUUCUCAUUAGAGCGCACUUGAAAAAAAAUUGAAAAAUUCAAAUUUUUGUCACAUUUUCUGGAUUCUCAUUAGAGCGCACUUGCUAUUUUGAUAGAAAAUUUAUGAAUUUUUUGAGAUUCUCAUUAGAGCGCACUUGAAAAAAAUUUAAAAAUUCAAAUUUUUGACAAAUUUUCUGGAUUCUCAUUAGAGCGCACAUGCUUCUCUACAGUAACCCCAGGCUUAUUUAGUGUCAAAAAAUCGGAAAUUUUCAGCACAAUCAAAUCUAGUCUCAAAAAAAUUUUUUUUUUCAGGAAAUCUUGCUCUCUGGGAUCAAACCCUGGCUCUCGAAUGGGUCCAAAAACACAUCGCAAGUUUCGGCGGCAACCCGGGAAAUGUGACAAUUUUCGGGCAAAGUGCCGGUGGCGGAAGUGUUGAUCUACUUAGCCUAAGUCCAAAAUCCCGUGACCUGUUUCACAAGUGGAUUCCGAUGUCAGGUGCGGCAAUGUGUCAUUUCUCGAUGCGGAAAUUUCCGGUAGCCAUGAAGAACUACCAAAGCCUCGCGGAAAGCCUAGGCUUUCCGGGCGGCCCGGAAGGCCUGGUAGAGUUCUUCGAAGCCCAGAGCACUUCGGACAUCAAGAAGGCCAUCAAGGACUUCAAAUAUAGUGGAGAUCUGAUUUUCGGACCGACUUUCGAUGGCGAUUUCUUUCCGCAACCUUUGGGAGCGUUGCGGAAAGACGCGCGGAAGAAACCGGCGAUUUUCGGGCUCUGCGAAUAUGAGGGAUUGUUGUUUGCGACGCAUGCCGCGCAUCCGGAUCCGGAACAGGGUUUCCGCGAGCAAUUGGAGAGGUUUUAUAAUGAGGAUAAUUGUAUUGGUGAGUUUUUGGGGGCUCCAGAGCUCAAAAAAUCGAUUUUCAGUCAAAUUUUCAGUUCUGGAGCAUAUUUUCAAGCUUCAGAGCACAAAAAAUCGAUUUUCAGCCAGAUUUUCAGUUCUGGAGCAUAUUUUCAAGCUUCAGAGCACAAAAAAUCGAUUUUCAGUCAAUUUUUGAGGUCUGGAGCAUAUUUUCAAGCUUCAGAGCUCGAAAAAUCGAUCCCGAGCUCAAAAAUCUUCCAGAAGAUCCUUCAGCAAUGCGUGAAAAAGUCUACGCCUUCUACACACGCGGAAUCACUUCCGGAGACAAAAGACGCGCUGCGGAAAGCGCUCGUCAACUUCAUCGGCGAUCAAAUCUUCAACACGGGAAUUUUCGAAGCGGCGCGGAACGCGGCGCGAUGCGGAAACGACGUCUACGUCUACAGUUUCGAAUAUCACAACGCGGAAGCGGAGUACGGUGCGCUCCAACACAUUUUGCCGUUCAAAAAUGCCGCGACGCACUGCACGGACUUGCGAUAUUUGCUGGGGGAUGGGAUUUACACGGCGUUUGGGGAGUUGAGUGCGGAAGAUCGGGAGGUUAUGGAGCGGAUGGGCAGAUUUUUUGGGAAUUUUGCGAAAUAUGGGUAGGUCUGAAGAUUUGCAGCAUUUUCAUAUCAAAUAUGACUAUUUUUCGUAAUUCAAAAAAAAAUAAAAAUUUGAAAAUUCUCCAUAAAAUCUUAUUGUUCAAUAGAGCGCAUUUCGCAUUUUCAAUCGAAUUUUCUUGAUUUUCUCGAAAUUCGGAGCAUUUUGACACCAAAUAUCACUAUUUUCGUAAUAAUUCAAAAAAAAAAUAAAAAUUUGAAAAUUCCCCAUAAAAUCAUGUUGUUCAAUAGAGCGCAUUUCGCACAGUUGCACCUCCCGGUUCUCCUUUGCUUGAUAUUGCAAGGAGGUAGACGUCAAAGAUGGCAGUGGAUUUAAACCACUAGCAAGGAAAAAUAACAAAACACGGAUUUUAGGCCAAACUUUAUGUUUUUGACCAAAAUAAACAAUGAAAAUACAGAUACAACUUCACGAGGAAGUGUAUCAAUAA
Messenger RNA from Caenorhabditis angaria, 3450 nucleotides. NCBI's taxonomy places the organism in Eukaryota, Metazoa, Nematoda, Chromadorea, Rhabditida, Rhabditidae. The record is from the annotation of a GenBank genome assembly.